Molecule: messenger RNA, 690 nt
Organism: Penicillium paradoxum
Lineage: Eukaryota; Fungi; Ascomycota; Eurotiomycetes; Eurotiales; Aspergillaceae
Product: GNAT family N-acetyltransferase
Exons: 2
Coding region: 1-690 (229 amino acids)
Molecular function (GO): acyltransferase activity, transferring groups other than amino-acyl groups
Source: RefSeq, a predicted model, not a curated record
AUGGCACCAGCCUAUACAUUCAGCACCUCAAUACAAGCCCCCCCAGGACCCAGCGCAAAGUUGGUACUCCCAUCCCAAGACGCCAACUCCGAUACGAACCCCACUAUCUUCAACGAUGCAAUGAUAAUCCGCAAGCACGUCUUCAUCGACGAGCAACAAUGCAAUGCAGACGCUGAGAUCGACAGCGACGAUGCUCGCAGCUGGCACUGGGUGCUAUACGAAACCUCCACCGCGAGUUCCACGCCCGUGGGGGUGAUUCGCCUCGUUCCCCCACCGCAGGCGCCACAUGCCCACCUCACGGAACCAUCAAUGGUAGACGCACAAGCACCUCCCCAAUACGACUGGAUGCAUGAGCCCUGUAUCAAACUGACUCGGGUGGCGAUAAUACCGGCCUUCCGCGGUCUCGGGCUUGGGCGACGAUUAGUGGAGACAGCGCUAGAGUGGGCGGCUGUGCAUGCAUCGGAAAUAGGCGAGGCCGCGGGGGCGUCACCUGUCACUCCGUUACCAUGGCAGGGGUUGGUUCUUGUACAUGCUCAGGUGGAUGUGGAGGGGAUGUAUGCUGGCCUUGGGUUUGAAACCGAUAAGUCGCUGGGUCGGUGGGACGAGGAGGGAAUUGACCAUGUGGGUAUGUUCCGCCGCGUCGUUCUGGUUGAAGAGGAAUCUGCAGUGACACGAGCAGCCCAAGAUUGA